Messenger RNA from Corythoichthys intestinalis (scribbled pipefish), 4327 nucleotides. RefSeq names its product SRR1 domain containing (gene srrd). The transcript has 6 exons. Gene Ontology annotation, cellular component: nucleus; cytoplasm. Bases 363 to 1238 code for a protein of 291 amino acids. Gene Ontology annotation, biological process: microtubule-based process. The record is from RefSeq and is a predicted model, not a curated record. NCBI's taxonomy places the organism in Eukaryota, Metazoa, Chordata, Actinopteri, Syngnathiformes, Syngnathidae.
UCAGGUUGCUGCGACAGCACAUUCGAAGAAACUAAAGGUGGACGCUAUUUGUAGCAAUUAAUAAUAUCAUUUUAAAGAAAAAAUCCUGUUCUUUCUAGUGGCGCUUAAUGUCCACUUACUUACUGUAGUGUUCUAGUUUACAAGUCUCGUGAGACUUGCGCGCGAGAAGUGCGGAAAUAGUGUCAGCUAGUUAUGGAGUCGUGAUAGACCUGUGUUGAGUUGAUUCCCUAAUAAAACCAUUGAAAUGGGCCUCCAUCUCCGUGUGCGUGAUUCUAAAAACACCACAUUUACUAACGGCAAAUGUUUAAUAAACAUAAAGCCACUUCACGCCGCCUCUUCAUAUCCCGAAUAAAUUAUUGAAAAUGUCAGACAUGUGUGGUGAGUGGCAGGUACAACGUCGAAGGAAAGCUGCAUCCAGAAGUUUGAAGACAUCAAAGAUUUCUGAAGCGCACAGCAAUGAGCCGCUGGAUGUUGGAAAAACUGUUAAAAGAAUCAACGAAGUUGUGGCUGAAAUGAGAUGUGAAUGCUUUUGGAAAGAAUGGAAAGAACAAAUGCUGUCGGCUGCAUCAUUAAAUCUAAAAGAGACAGAGGUCAACUCAGGCAAGCUGCAAGAGAGUUUGGAUGCCAAAAUUGAUCCACUCGAGUGUGUGUGUUAUGGCUUGGGCAACUUUUCUACAUCUGUAUCUGCUCGGUACCAGCUCGCCAUACUGCUCCUGCUCCUGGAUGCAGCAAAGAUUCCAUUAAAAGACUGUCUUGUUUAUGACCCUGCUUUUUCCACUGGAGAAAAAGAUGUACUCCGACAGUUGGGUCUAACUGUACUCACAGACAAUGAGGAGGGGAAACGACUGGCUACCAAACCUACGCUCUUUUACCUCAUGCAUUGUGGGAAAGCCUUGUACAACAACCUCUUGUGGAAGAACUGGAGUCCAAACUGUCUGCCCCACGUGGUGAUAAUUGGAAACAGCUUUAGCUGCAUGAAGGAGAGAAUGAUUGAGAGCGAAUUCAAGCGAGACUACAGCUACAUCAGUCAGGCAGUGAAUGUGUGUGAGGAGAGGCAUCUAACAUGCCCAUCUCGUUUGACUGACGUCUUCAGCGACACUGUGCUCAUCAGCUUUAAUCCUGGCAAACUAAACUGUCUCAACCAGUCUACCUGGACAGCGCCACUUGAACCACAAUAUCAGCACUGCACUGAUUUGGAGAUAAUACAAAAACAAUCUCAGAAUGGAGGCAGGACGUGAGCUUUUGAAUUCAUAUUCCAUCGGCGCCUCAUGAAAGACUGUCCUCAAUUCAACUCCUUACUCAUCAUUGAAAUUAGAGAUGUCCCAAUCCAGGUUUUUGCACUUCCGAUCCGAUACCGAUAUUGUUUUGCACUUCCGAUCCGAUACCGAUACUGGCCGAUACCGGCCUAUCUGAGCAUGUGCUAAAGUUUAAAGUUAUUUAGCCUCCUUACUUAGUUGUCAGACUCAUGUUGAAAAAGGUUUUAAUACUCUUGAUAACAACUUGCCAGCUGAAUUAGGUGAGUUUGAAUAACACACAACGGUUGGUAACAAGAAACUGACCUGUUUAUUGAGUGACAAACACAAAACAUUAUAAAUAACAAACAGAAAAUGCAUAGUCAGUCAGUAAAACGUGCAAAUAAUAUUGUAAACUGUCUUAAAAUAGCAAAACACACGAACAACCUCAGUGGAAAAUCCCACAAACCCCCCCAAGCUAUUAGAUGCUCUCAAUGCUUCGUGCAUUAGUUACAAAAAUUGUAUAAAAAGCCUCUCAGGUUUAAAUAAAUGACUAUUUCAGUAUCAAGUGAACAUUUUAAAACAGUAAAAUACUCAAGUCCCCAUUCUGUAUCAGCAGCUUUAAACUACAUUCAAUUCAUUUAAUUUUGCGUAUCAACUGUGAAAGUUGUUAAAAUGGCUCCCGCUAUUCCAUAAUUUCCCUUUUGUCUACCUUCGACAUGUGAAAGUUUUAAAACUGUUUUGAAGAUAGAUUUAAGUCAAUAUUUUGUCGAUUUAGGAGUAUUUUAGAUAAAAAUAUAAUUUGGAAGGUUCACAACAGGCUACUAGCCUGCUUUAAGAUGGCGACUGUUUACUAACGCCCGCAUCUAGCUUUUUGUAGGUGAGCUGCUAACGCUACCGAAUCAAUGGUGCAUCUAGUCCUAUAUAUAUGAUAUCUACCAUAACAUUAUGCUACUUUGUAGCAGCUUUUCGGCAGCAGUCAGGUGUGUUGUUGUGUUUUUUUAUCUCGUGGCAUGAGUUGAGCUAGAGCCGUGAGUUGAGCAUUGGCAUUAACCGAGGGGCCGGGUAAUGAGAAGCAUGAUGUUUAGCUACUCUUGCUCCGUUCCUCAUUGACCGCGCGGCGCGCUGAGUGUGUUGUACUUCCGCUUUACUUGGCAUAUUUCAAUAAUCGGAAUUUGGAUGUUUGUGAAUCGUUCUCGAAUCUUCCACGGCCGAAUCGUGAAUAAUCUAAGAAUCGGAAAUUUUGCACACCUCUGAUAUCUAUUAUCUACAGUAAAACGAUGUUGACGUAGUUUGUAGCGGCUGUCAGCAGCAGUCAGGUAUUCUUGUGUUUUUUAUCCAGCGGCAUGAGUUGAGCUAAAGCCGUGAGUUGGGCAUUGGCAUUACCCGUGUCUAUGACAAGCAUGAUGUUUAUUCUCGGGACGCAAUGCGGUCCGUUUCUCAUUGCGUCCAGAAGACCGCGCUAUGUAUUAGUUCCGCUUAACUUGACAUGUUUUAAUAAUCGGAAUUUGGAUGUUUGUGAAUCGUUCUCGAAUCUUCCACGGCCGAAUCGCUCAAGGAUGUAAUGACUGCUGGCCAUGUUGUACCGUGGUGCUAAGUGUUGGAUAGUGCGUCUUUACUCACGAGAGAUAACGGCUCGUCAUCCAGAAUGAAUUCUUCGGCAAUGACUCUUGUUAUUCCCUGGGCUUUGGGACUAUCGAUUGCCAGUUUAGCAAAAGUUUCUGCCAGUGUUAGUUGUUUAGGACCUUUCUUUUUGUCUUCGGUUUUCUUAACAUACUCCUCAUAUUGUUUGUGGUGGUAUUUCGCUAAAUGCUUGAUUAGGUUGGUUGUAUUAAAACUUUUACAGCUUUACCACUACGCUUGACUUUAUUGUGGCAUAUGUUGCACUCUACCUCUUCGUCUUUGUCGUCCUUUAAGGUGAAAUGAUCCCACACAGCUGACAUUUUUACCGAUAAAGUCUCUCGGUAAAUUGGGAGACGGUAAUGUAAAUGGAGUGUGUUGAAGGUAUGCCGUAAAAUGCGGACCGGAUUUUAGGGAAACCAAAGCAAAAACAAAUGUAUUUUUUAAAUCGGUGCGCUGGAAAAACCAGACCGGACUUUAAAAAAAAAAAAACUUGAUCGGGAGUUUGGAUCGGAAUUUUUCCGUGUUGAUCCGAUACCGAUGCGCAUUUUUUUCCCCACAUCGGCGUCCGAUCUGAUCCAAAUAUCGGAUCGGGACAUCUCUAAUUGAAAUAAUGAAUUUCCCAGAAAAAAAUUUAACUUCUGCAUGCAACAUGAAUACUCCACAACGUGCAGGACAAAGUAUUGACAGUUGAUAUUUUAGUUACACCUAUCUUAGCAUGAAUUUUUCUUUCUGGGAUUGUACAAAUAGGUGUGGUCCCUCUGUAUACCCGUUUUAUUUGUUUGACAGGAAUUAAACAAAAGAGGGUGUAACUUGCCACCAGUAAAUUUAACGUUUCAUCACAAAGUAUUGCUGCAAAAUUUGGGUUCUCGUGCUUCUGUUUAAAGAAGAACUGGAAAGGGAUCGGUAGCAGCUAAUCUUUUAAUCAUACCACCUAGUUUUGUGUAGAUUGGUUAAUUGCACAAUCCCUGCAUUUGAGAAACAAGCACCAACACCGAUAACACAUCUCACUACAUAAAAAAACUAAGGUGUAGUUAAUUGAAUUCAUGCUUUUUUUGGAGAUUCAGAGUAAGAUGCGCAACAGUUAAUAAUCGAUUAGCAAGUUCAUCGGCAACUAUUUUGGUAACUAAUUAUUUAGGACCUUCUUCACCUUAAACUUUUCAGAUUCUUGAAAUUAUAAUAUAAAUGGCGGAAAACACAGACGACUGAAAAAGCAGUUUCUGCUUUUGCACCUCUCUUUAAAAUAAACUGCUGUAUUUUAAGCCAAAAUAAUUUGUUUGAUAGAACAAUAUGUCUGUAUGCUGCCAUAGCAGAUUCAUGGCGCACUAAGCCUCCGAACUAUUUUUAAUUUGUCCGUUUUACCCUGGAAACCCCUGUUUACAGACGUCGCGCAACCGCUUUUGUUUCAACCUAGCCAUAAAAAGGAGGUAAUUAUAUUAUUUAAAAUGUCUGUCAUUUUUAGCUUAGAAUCAUUA